This is a messenger RNA of Daphnia magna, 1285 nucleotides long. RefSeq names its product dehydrogenase/reductase SDR family member 12. The record is from RefSeq and is a predicted model, not a curated record. Lineage: Eukaryota; Metazoa; Arthropoda; Branchiopoda; Diplostraca; Daphniidae.
UUUGUUUUUUUGUGUAAUCAAGUUGUUAUUUGUUAUCUGGGUCUUGCUGACAUUUCAUUACAUAAUGCUCGCUAUCUUUUAGGGGAUCUCAGUUUUAGAAUUUGCUACAGAAUUGGAAGGAAUCAUCUUCACUCUCACAUCACUAAAAUCUGAAAAAUUCUUUAAAUGUCGUUCUAUAGGAACGCCGUAUGGUUUGCCAGAGGAUUGAGGGAUUAUACCAAAGGGGGAUAUGAGUCAGCUAGUAAGAAUUUUAACCCUGCAGACCUCGAUCUGAAUGUUGAUUGUUCAGGAAAGUCGUACAUGAUUACCGGUGGCAACAGUGGCAUUGGAAAAUGUAUUGCUUUAGACAUAGCCAAGAGAGGAGGAACCAUACAUCUUGUAUGCCGUAAUAAAAAAACCGCACAAGAAGCACAGACCGAAAUUCAAAAAGCAUCAGGGAACAAUAAUAUCCAUAUUCAUUCACUUGAUCUUUCUGAUUCCAAAAGUGUGGUUGAAUUUGGUAGGAGGUUUGUUGAAAGUGGAACGGAAUUGAAUGUUUUAGUGAACAAUGCUGGCUGUAUGAUAAACAACAGAGAAAUAGAUAGCAAUGGAAAUGAAAAAAAUUUUGCAACAAAUACUUUAGGGACCCAUUUGCUAACAACAUCCCUUAUUCCUCUGUUAUCCAAAGCUCAGCAACCCCGAGUGAUAAUUGUAUCCAGUGGUGGGAUGCUGGUUCAAAAGCUGAAUGUCGAUGAUUGGCAAUUAGAAAAGGAAAAGAAAUUUGAUGGAACCAUGGCCUACGCUCAAAACAAACGACAGCAGGUGGUAAUGACGGAGCAGUAUGCCAAACAGUAUCCAAAUAUUCAUUUUUCGGCGAUGCAUCCAGGGUGGGCUGAUACUCCGGCGGUUCGAUCCUCGAUGCCAGAGUUCUAUGAGAAAAUGAAAGACCGUCUUCGCACCGCAGAGCAAGGAGCUGACACGGCAAGCUGGCUGGCUAUAUCUGAAGCGGCUUUACAAUUCCCAUCUGGUUUGUUUUUUGAGGAUCGCCAUCCUGUACCAACUCACUUACCAUUGGCGUGGACGCGCUCAACAAAAGAAGAAGAAGCUAAGUUCAUGGCGAAAUUAGUUGCCCUAACCGAACAAUUCACGAAAAACUAAUCAUAAAAUAUUUACGAAAAGCCCAGUGGGCUGAAAACUUAAACUGGAAGAAAUGACACCACAUAUAUUGUGUCAUUUCAGCAUUUCAGGGUUUAACAUCAAUCCAACAUGGGCAUGUUUCAUUCAAGAUUACAAGUAUUAUACUCGA